Molecule: messenger RNA, 615 nt
Organism: Alternaria atra
Lineage: Eukaryota; Fungi; Ascomycota; Dothideomycetes; Pleosporales; Pleosporaceae
Exons: 4
Coding region: 1-615 (204 amino acids)
Biological process (GO): mRNA splicing, via spliceosome
Cellular component (GO): spliceosomal complex; nucleus
Source: RefSeq, a predicted model, not a curated record
AUGCCUCCAGUCCGCACCGCACGCGCCUCACGCAAGGCCCCGCCAGAGGGCUUCGAUGACAUUGAAGACACACUCCUGGAGUUUCAGAACAAGAUGAAGGAUGCCGAGAACGCAUCCCACGAGGGCAAGAAGAAGUACGAAAUGACGUGGCCCAUCUUCCAGAUCACCCACCAGCGCUCGCGCUACAUAUACGACCUAUACUACGAGAAAGAGGCUAUCAGCAAGCAGCUAUACGACUACCUGCUCAAGAACGGAUAUGCAGACGCUAUGUUGAUUGCCAAGUGGAAGAAGCAAGGCUACGAGAAGCUGUGCUGCACACGCUGCAUUCAGACCAAAGAGACAAACUUCCGAUCGACCUGUAUCUGCCGUGUCCCCAGGGAUCAGCUCACGGAGAACCAGGAAAUCCAAUGCGCGAACACGCCUUCGAUAUGUUACGGAUACUGCCAGGGUGGACUUAAAAGAUGCGCACAUACGCGCGCACGGUUGAGCAAGGCCUUGUCAGCAGGCAUAACGCCUCAAGAUGCUGAACCAGACAGACCAAAGAGAUCAUGUGCCGGGGCUCAUUUGAGAACAUGGUGGCCAAAACAAAAGCAUAGGAGAAAAGUGAGUGAAUGA